GAUAUAGGUAGGGUGGCGCAAACACCGGCUCCCCAAACCCCCCAAGCGCAUGGCGCCCUUUAUACCCAAUCCCAGUGACCCACCCUCGGUCCCAUUGGGUCAUUUUCACAAACACAUGGCAUGCACAACCAGAUCUCUACUCUUUUUAAGACGCAUUAAAAAAUGAAUGCCUUAACUCGGCACCAUAACGGUCAACUUUCCUGCGAUCUCUGAUCAAGCUCCAGCUCCAGCUAGCUCUUCAUAGUACAAACUGAAGACACCACUUGCAAAUUUGGAGUUUUGUGUAUAUAUAUAUUAUACGGUGAUGCUGAAAUGCAUAGCGUGUUCGAAGAAGAUAAACACCAAUGGAUCUCUGUAUUGUCGAGAAGAGGAAGAAGACGUUGUUGUUGCUGGGACUCCGAGGACCAAGCAAGCCAUCAAGGCUCUUACUUCUCAGAUCAAGGACAUUGCACUGAAAGCAUCGGGGGCGUAUAAGAAUUGCAAAUCAUGUUCAGGAUCAUCAAACCAGAACCGGAAUUAUGCAGAUUCAAUUGCAGCGUCAGACUCUGCAAGGAUCCGGUACUCAUACCAUAGAACUGGAAGUUCAAACUCAAUUUCGGGGUUGUGGGAGAAAGAAACAGAUGCAAGACUGAAAGGGUUAUCUAGCGGAGAGGGGACACCAGCAUCUGUCAGUGGUCGUACGGAAUCUGUUGUGUUCAUGGAGGAGGAUGAGCCCAUGGAAUGGGUUGCACAAGUGGAGCCAGGUGUGCUUAUCACUUUCCUUUCAUUGCCUCAUGGAGGGAAUGAUCUAAAGCGGAUUCGAUUCAGCCGUGAAAUGUUCAACAAAUGUCAAGCUCAGAGGUGGUGGGCAGAGAACUAUGACAAGGUCAUGGAACUAUACAAUGUUCAACAGCUCAAUCACGAGGUGGUCCCACUUCCUACUCCACCAAGAUCUGAGAAUGAGUGUACUCAGAUCCCACUUCAGAGCUCGAGGAUUGAAUCGGCCAGGGACAGCCCUGUGACACCACCAUUGAUUCAAGAGAGGCCACGCAACUUCCACCACCCAGCUGGCGUGGGCUAUUCUUCAUCAGAUUCACUUAACUGUAAUCAAUUGCCAUCCAGCCAUUAUUGCAGCUUAGCUGCUCUUGCUUCAACUCCUAAACUCUCCAGCAUCAGUGGGGCCCAGACAGAGACAUCAUCAAUAGAUGGAUCUGUAAGGACUAGUUCUUCCAGGGAGGUGGAUCGCUCAGGAGAGCUUUCCAUCAGUAAUGCCAGUGAUAUGGAGACUGAAUGGGUUGAGGAAGAUGAACCAGGAGUAUACAUAACUAUCAGAGCACUACCUGGUGGUGUUCGGGAGCUAAGACGUGUUCGUUUCAGCCGAGAAAGGUUUGGAGAAACGUAUGCCAGGUUAUGGUGGGAACAGAAUCGAGCAAGGAUACAAGAACAGUACUUGGGAGCUUUGUGAUCUACCAAAUCUAUCAGAAUGUGGGGGUUCAGCUGUUGAUGUUGAAGCAUUCUAUUGGUCUUGUGGAAAGAAAGGUUGCACAAAUGUAUCAGGAGAUGUAUACUGCGGUAUAUACUUGCAACGCUUGGAAAUUGGUAAAGAAAUUUUAAAAAAAGAAUGGAAAAUGUUGAUUACAAUUAGAAUCUUUAAGUUUUACUGACCUACUAUUCUCAUCUAAUUCAUAAAUAUGAACUAAUCUCUGAUACUUUUUA
This is a messenger RNA of Tripterygium wilfordii, 1695 nucleotides long. RefSeq names its product protein Brevis radix-like 2. Bases 305 to 1444 code for a protein of 379 amino acids. The transcript is spliced from 7 exons. The record is from RefSeq and is a predicted model, not a curated record. Lineage: Eukaryota; Viridiplantae; Streptophyta; Magnoliopsida; Celastrales; Celastraceae.